Molecule: messenger RNA, 2169 nt
Organism: Mesorhabditis spiculigera
Lineage: Eukaryota; Metazoa; Nematoda; Chromadorea; Rhabditida; Rhabditidae
Source: the annotation of a GenBank genome assembly
AUGACUCAAGAGGAUGUCGUGGAUGAGCCUAUGGAUGGUUCAAGCGAGGUCAACGUCCAGAAAAUUACCACCAAGGAUCAGCUUAGCGCGCUGAUUGAUGACGUGGAGAAUACGCGUGAUCGUUGGUAUAUGAAGCAAAACCAGGUCGAGGGCUUGGACUACCAGUUAGUGCCAAAAGAGCAAUUCCUCGCUUUCUACAACACGUUUGGCGCUGUCGAUGAUGACCGAGACGUGAUUCAGCGGAAGGACGAAGAUCGUUACGAGUUGCUGACGAUCGAGAUGAAGACCAACUGGGAGCAUUUCUUCACCUUCAACCAAGUGGUUCUGAUUGAUGUGCUCGAUGACGAGGGCAAUGGAGUUAUUCAGCCGCCCGCGCCGCGGUCUCGGAACGGCCCAUCGAUGAAUGGUGGAGGAAGCCUCUCCUAUGCGCGUGUUGCCGACCAGAUCCCGGGCGUUUGCGGACUUCAAAACUUGGGCAAUACUUGCUUCAUGGCUUCUUCGCUGCAAUGUUUGUCCAAUGUGCCGCCGCUCAGACAAUACUUUUUGUCUGGUCACUACAAGGGCGAGGUCAACGAGCAGAAUCCGCUCGGAACUGGUGGCGAUUUGGCUCAUGCCUUUGCUGACCUCUUGGAGCAGCUAUGGAGCGGAGAAAACAGCAGCAUCAGCCCGAGGCAAAUUAAGACCGUCAUUGGACAGAUUGCGCCCCGCUUUAGCGGCUUCAGCCAACAAGACUCCCAAGAAUUGAUGGCCUUUGUCCUGGACGGUCUGCAUGAAGACUUGAAUCGGAUCAAGAACAAGCCCUACUUUGCGGAUAAUGACGAGGACGAAAAUAAGUCUGACGAGGAGUUGGCCAAGCUGCAGUGGGAUCAGUACAAAGCACGUAACGACAGCAUCAUCGUCGACAAGAUCCACGGGCAAAUCAAGAGUACUUUGACCUGUCCCACAUGCAUGAAGAUAUCCAUCAAGUUCGACCCGAUCUGCUUCCUUUCCCUGCCGCUGCCCAUCCCUGAGAAGCAAUUUGAGCAAAUGUUUUUGUUGAUGCAGCCUGACAAGAAAUGGGCUCUGUUCGCCAUGAAGGUCACCAGGAGCACCACCGUUCCCGAGGCCACAAAAAUCAUCCAAGACGAUCUGGCGAAGAGCAUUGAAUACAAGGAAAAACCGAUUGUCCUGUGGAAGAUGGACGAGCGUCAGAACGUCCAGUUCCUUCGUGCCGACGACACGGUGGCCAUCAAUAAUUCGUACAGCUCGUACCACCAGCAGCAACACCACAACAAAAUUUAUGGCAUUUUCGUUGAUUCCCCUGAACAACAGCUCAUGGUAGUGGUCAAGAACCAAUCGGUCAGCAACGAACGCCCCGUUACUUUGCCCUACGUGUUCGCUAUCAGCCCGGGCGUCGAAAUCAAUAGGGAGUGGGUUGACAAUGUGGCGAUGCCGACGAUCCGUAGCGAAUUCUUCAAGGAUCCGCAGCUGGUGCAUGACGCAGACGAAGGAGUCCCUUAUGAGAUCUUUUUCGAGACCCCCGAGGGCCUCUCGCCGUUGAACGAAGAAAGCAUCCGCGGGGUCUCCGUGACGACUUUGGUGAUCCGUUGGCAGAAUCCGCAAAUCUUUAAUGGGAAAGAUGGCAAGGCCCUCGUCGAUCGUCAGUGCAGGGUCCCUGUGCCGACGCUGAUAACGCUGAAGGAUUGCAUCGACUUGUUCACCAAGGAUGAGAAAUUGAGCGAGAACGACAGUUGGUACUGCCCUCGCUGCAAGGAGCAUAAGCGUGCUACGAAGCGUCUUGACCUCUGGAAGUUGCCUGAUGUGCUCAUCAUCCACCUCAAGCGCUUCAUCUACGACCGGUGGCAUCGCGAGAAGAUUGGGAUUCAAGUGCAGAUCCCGUCUCGGGGUUUGGAGUUGAACGACAAAUUGGCAAAUGACAAGCACGAGCAUGUCCAAUAUGACCUCAUCGGAAUGUCCCAUCAUUAUGGAGUGCUGGCCGGCGGGCACUACAAGGCCACCGGAUUGAAUCCCAAUGGGAAAUGGUACGAAUUUAACGACUCCUCUGUACACGAGAUCCCGGCUCCGGAUGAUCCCUAUAUCAGCGACAGCCCUUAUUUGCUCGUCUAUCAGCGAAGGGCAAGCCCGGACGUCCACCAUGUCGAUGAGAAUAUUGCGAUGGAAGUCAACGAG